AUGCUGAACAGUAGGGCGGGCGCUGCGAUCGCGGCAUGCGGGGUCGCCAUGCUGCUCCUCGUUGGCUUGAGGGCUGGAGAGGAUCAACCGACAGCUCUGGUCGCCGACAGGGCGAGCCUGAGGGACCUGGUUCGGCGGGGCAAUGAUGCGCAGGAUAUGCUCGACCAUUCGGUCAUUGCGUAUCCCAAGGGGAAGUAUGUCGACACUUCGCUAUGGCGAGACGUUCAGCUCGGCUGUGCUCAGCAGCCUGUUGCCACCACGAUCAUCUCCUCACCAUGCGCGCCGACGGGAGAGGGAGAAGUUGAAACGUACAGUCCUGAGACGACUACCACAACGACCAGCACAGCAGGUUUUCUAGACCCGUGGAGCCUCCGACAGGCUCGUUUAGAAGCCACCGCGAAAGAAGUUCGGCAUGUCGAUGUUGAAACGCAUCUGCAAAGGGAUCUCGAACGACAGAUGAACAAAAUCCAUCUGCUGAAGCUGGCGUUGAAGUCCAAGAUCAAAACUCUGCAGAAGAGUGUUCACCAGGCUCCAAAGGACGACGACGACGACCCUCUUUGGAAAGGCGUCGACCUGCACCUGACCCAAGCAGAUCUGACCCCUCCGACUGAUGAGCAGCGGCAGGCGAGUCCUGGACAUGUGCAGGUCACGGCGAUGAUAUUGUCAGACCCGAAGGCUGAGCUGAAGGAGCUGAAGAAGCUGGACUACUUGCGCGGUAGCUCGAGACGCUUCAAGGGGCGCGAGGACGAUGGGAAAGAGAUCGACAGGACUGAACAAGAAGAAAUCUCGACUCUAACUCCCCCCUCAUCGUCCCUGUUCUGGGAGUGGGAGCCUUCGCUGCACUACCAUGACCUCGGGCCGGAUGGAAAGCCAGUCAAGACAAGGACAAGAGUCGUCGAAAGGAGAAGCAGCAAGCCUGCUCCUACCAGAGGCCGCAGGCCGCAGCCGAUUGCACGGAAGAGAAAGGAGCAGCCCACCGUGACCCAUCGGGUGAAGUCGAACGCCUGCUUCUUCUGCAGGGACGCAGAGAAAUACUUGAAGGACAGCGCUCGACCGGACAGUCGGGGCAGCAAAGACGCUGACCCGAGCUCUGAGCUUCCCUUCUUCUCGUCGGACUGGAAGGAUGCGCAGGAGGGAGCAGAUUUCGUCAAGUCGUUCCCCAACACGAAAGACCUGAGAGUGCUGGACUGGUUGGGAGCUGAGGCUGAUGAGGAGAGCCCGUACGACGGAACGAAAGACAGCAUGAGCGCUACCGGCGCUAUCUCGUCGAUCCCCUCCGGCUACUUUGACUUCCCUAAGGCCUCGGGGUACUACACGCACUAUGGCGGGUGGUAG
Molecule: messenger RNA, 1335 nt
Organism: Guillardia theta CCMP2712
Lineage: Eukaryota; Cryptophyceae; Pyrenomonadales; Geminigeraceae
Exons: 20
Coding region: 1-1335 (444 amino acids)
Source: RefSeq, a predicted model, not a curated record